AUGGCAGCAUCAGCCCAGAAACAAAGAUAUGCUAAUAUUUCCCUUGGUUCUUCUUUAAGACCCAGUACGAAUUCAUCAUGGUUGUCGCCUUCAGGACUCUAUGCCUUUGGAUUCUACGAGCUAACCAAUGGCUAUGCUGUUGGAGUUUUUAUUGCUGGGAUCCCAGAAAAGACUGUAGUGUGGACAGCCAACAGGGAUGAUCCUGUUUUUCCCAGAAAUGCCAAUUUGCUAUUAACCGAUGAUGGAAGACUCAUUCUGCAGCAGGAAGAUAGAGAUAACAUAAAUAUUGCAAGUUCUGACAGGCCAGUCGUUUCAGCUUCAAUGCUUGACAAUGGAAAUUUCGUGAUGUAUGACUCCUCUCGUAGGAUUACAUGGCAGAGUUUUGAUUACCCGACGGACACUCUUUUGCCCGGCCAACGUCUCCCGGCUGGAGAAGAUCUCGUCUCCAGUGCUUCAAAAACGAACCCUGCCAGAGGUAUUUUCCGUCUCGUGAUGCAAACUGAUGGGAACCUGGUGCAAUACCCUGUGGAAAUUUCCGAACCCAGUUAUGCUUACUAUGUAUCAGGCACGUGGGGAAAAGGCAAUAACGUAUCACUAAAUCUUGAUAAUAAUGGCCAUUUUUAUUUGUCCGAUGGAAGCUCCAUUGUAAGCAAUUUAACUCCAGGACAAUAUCGAACAAGAACUAUCUACCUCGUGAGAAUUGAUGUGGAUGGUAUUUUUCGACUAUAUAGUCGCUCAUUGGAUCGUCAAGGCAACUGGAUUAUCAAUAACCAGGUCUAA
Messenger RNA from Fraxinus pennsylvanica, 780 nucleotides. The record is from the annotation of a GenBank genome assembly. NCBI's taxonomy places the organism in Eukaryota, Viridiplantae, Streptophyta, Magnoliopsida, Lamiales, Oleaceae.